This is a messenger RNA of Mauremys mutica (yellowpond turtle), 2344 nucleotides long. Its product is annotated as oocyte zinc finger protein XlCOF20-like. The record is from RefSeq and is a predicted model, not a curated record. Gene Ontology annotation, biological process: negative regulation of transcription by RNA polymerase II. Lineage: Eukaryota; Metazoa; Chordata; Testudines; Geoemydidae. The transcript has 4 exons. Gene Ontology annotation, molecular function: DNA-binding transcription repressor activity, RNA polymerase II-specific. Bases 398 to 1939 code for a protein of 513 amino acids.
GCCUGCCCCUCAGUGUGAGGAAAACCCCCAGGCCCAGGGGAGUGGAGAUGGGGGGGAUCCCCUCCCCCGCGCCGGAGGAGCCCAGGCAGCCCCUGAGGCCGGGCCGGUCUCUGGGUUCCGGGGGCGCUGGCGGUUCUCUCAGCGCCUGUCUCAGGACACUCGUGUUUCUCUGAAAUCCCCAGCUCCUGGGUCUGUGCCUGGGUAGCCCGGCUCUGGGGAGAGGCCUGACCCCAGAACCCCCGAGAGCUGGGAGGGCGGGCGAGAUGCCCCCGGGCAGGGUGGUUUUAACGUCUCCUGGCUUGGGGCCUGCGGCUCUGGCCAUGACGUCAGUGGGGGCUUUGCUCCGGCCGUACCCAGGGGAAGCCCCCCGGGGGCGCUGGGACAGGACGGGAGUGAAAUGGACAAGCGCCGGAUUUCUCCUCUCCUGAGAUCAGGCUCCAGCUCUGGGCACAAACAAAAUCAGGUGCCGGUGGCGUUCGAGGACGUCGCGGUCUAUUUCUCCCUGGAGGAGUGGGCAGCGUUGGCCAAAUGGCAGAGGGAGCUGUACCGGGACGUGAUGAAGGAGAAUUACGAGCUGGUGGCUUCAUUGGGGCAUCCUGCUGUCAAACCUGAGAUCAUCUGCCAGAUGGAGCGAGGGGAAGAGCCGUGUGUGGGGAAUCCCUGGGGCUGGAAAGACAGAAGCACAGCCCAGAACUCCUGCUCAGAUGGUGAGAUGAAGGAUGACGAUGAGGAAGGUACUAGAACCCUGGAUCUUCCCAAGACAUCCCCAGGACAGACUGGAGGGGACCUCCACCAGCACUCAAGGAAAAAGCAAAGAUGCAAGAGUCAGAGCAAAUCACAAAAGCAGCAGAGAAAUGUCAUGCAAGAAAAACUCCUGCCCCUCCCCAGGCCCCAGAAAACACUGCUCCAGAGACAGGAUGCAGAGCAGAGACAUGGAGACAGCCAGCAGGAUCAGACACACCCGGCUGCCCAGCAGGGAGAGCCCACAGGGAGGAAACCAUUCACAUGCCCUGAAUGCGGAAGGAGCUGGGCGACGAAGGGCAGCCUCAAAAUACACCAGCGAGUGCACACGGGGGAGGGGCUGUUUCCCUGCAGCCAGUGCGGGAAAAGCUUCACCGCCAAGGCCACCCUCAAAAUGCACCAGCAGAUCCACACGGGGGAGCGGCCCUUCGUGUGCACCGAGUGCGGCCAGGGCUUCACCGCCAAGGCCACCCUCAAAAUGCACCAGCGCCUGCACCGCGGGGAGCAGCCCUUCGUGUGCACCGAGUGCGGCCAGGGCUUCACCGCCAAGGCCACCCUCAAAAUGCACCAGCGCCUGCACUGCGGGGAGCGGCCCUUCGUGUGCACCGAGUGCGGCCAGGGCUUCGUUCAGAACGAAUUUCUGAAAGUGCACAAGAGGCUGCACACGGGAGAACAUCCGUUCCCCUGCCCCGAAUGCGGGAAGCGCUUCAUCAGCAAGGCUGUUCUGAAGGUGCAUGGCAGGGUGCAUGGCAGGGAGUGGCCGUUUCUGUGCACUGAGUGUGGGAAAUGUUUCACCAGGAAAGACAACCUCAAACUGCACCAGCGGCGCCACACGGGGGAGCGCCCGUUCGCCUGCUCUCAGUGCGGGAAGAGCUUCGCCAAGAAGGGCACGCUCAGCAUGCACCAGAAAAGCCAUGUGCGUGAGAGGCGCUUUGCAUGUGCUGAAUGCAAGGAGAGCUUUGUCUCCAGCAGGGACCUCACGAUGCACCAGAGGAUCCACACCAGGGAGCGCUCAUACAUGUGCAGCCAGUGUGGGAAAUGCUUCACGCAGCCAGGAAACCUCCUGACGCACCAGCGAGUGCACACGGGGGAGCGGCCAUUCACCUGCACCCAGUGCGAGGAAAAGCUUCACCACCAACGGCAACCUCAAAAUGCACCAGCGGAUCCACACGGGGGAGCGGCCCUUCACGUGCACUGAGUGUGGAAGGGGCUUCACUGUCAAGGGGACGCUGCAAAAACACCAGAGAGUCCACACGAGGUGGAAGCAGCUCGCGUGUGCCAGCCCGAAUCUGGAAGGGCUUUCCCAGCCUGUACUCCAGCAAGCCUCCCACUGACGCAGGGAUCAGACCCAGGGUCCCGCCAGCCCGGCUGCUCUGACAGUGAGCAGCACCAGAUGCAUCGGAGGAAGGUGUAAGAAUUGCACACUAGGCAAAUGUAGGAUAAUCUGCCCCCCUACUCCUGGCCAAUAGUAGGUCUCCUCCUAAUCAUUAGAAAGUUGCUUAAACCCUAAAGUACAAGGUUUAAUAUCCCUUCAAAAUAUCUGUUAGCAUUAAUUAUAACUCUGGAGAUCUUUGUUCAAUAAAUGUUUUUAACCUUUUCUAAA